Messenger RNA from Drosophila innubila, 1829 nucleotides. RefSeq names its product DNA-binding protein Ets97D (gene Ets97D). Gene Ontology annotation, cellular component: nucleus. Gene Ontology annotation, biological process: cell differentiation; regulation of transcription by RNA polymerase II. Lineage: Eukaryota; Metazoa; Arthropoda; Insecta; Diptera; Drosophilidae. Gene Ontology annotation, molecular function: DNA-binding transcription factor activity, RNA polymerase II-specific; sequence-specific DNA binding. The coding region runs from base 48 to 1484 and encodes 478 amino acids. The record is from RefSeq and is a predicted model, not a curated record. The transcript has 5 exons.
AGCGCACGCAAUUUGUAAAAAUCUCUGCAAAAUAUAAACAAUUGAAAAUGGAAGGCAACCACGACCUGUCCGAGGAGUUAAUACAACGUCUAAGCUCUGGUGGUGGUCUGGAGGAAGUGAUUUCAAGUGAAAUCUUUGAGGAAACCAACAUAUAUGAGGAUGGCCACGAUGUGGAAAAUGAACCCGAUGAUAUUAUUAUUGUGCACAUGGAUAUAAGAGAACCGCUGAGUACGUUGAAAAAACUUGUGGAGCAAAAGAUAGGCGUGCAGCUGCACUAUUAUACAUUCUGCCUGCAGGAGCAGCAGGAGCUGGAGCCUCACAAGAAUCUGGUUGAUCAGUGCGUCAAGGGCGAGGGAUUGGUGCAGAUCAAUGUGCAAAUUCAAACGAUACGCAAGAAGAUCAACAUUGCGGAUGUGCUCAAACCCACAGAGGCUGCUCUGGCCACCUUGGCAAUUGAGGAGGCGUCGCAGCUUAACUCCGCCCACGACACCAACACCAACAGCAGCAACAAGAGUUCACCCAGUUGUAGUCCAGUUAAAGCAUCCAAGAAGCCCAAGGCCAAGGAGGAAUCCACAGAGGUCGAUGUCACCGACGAGGACAAGGACACGGACGGAGAUGGAGCCAAGCCUGUGUUGAACUGGGUGCUGGAUAGCAAAUUCAAGCGCGAGCAGAUGCGUCUCAAAAUACCCGAAGCGGUCGGUGAAUGGACACAGGCACAUGUCGCCCACUGGCUGGAAUGGGCCAUCAAGGAGUUUGAGCUCCGUGAUCUUAACAUGGAUGCCUGGUACAUCAAUGGACAAGAGCUGUGCGCAAUUACACACGAAGAGUUCAGCCGCAAACUGCCUAGGGAUCCGGGUAAUGUCUUCUGGACGCAUCUGCAGCUGCUCAAGGAGUGCAACUUUGUGUCCGUGGUGCACAAACAGGCGGAGGAAUUGCGCAAGCCCAAACAGGGCAAAUCGACGGGCACAAUGUCGGCGACGACAACGAGUACAGUGGGAUUGGAGCAGCGCAUUAUGCGUAAAUCCUAUCAGAGCGUCAAAAGCAAUGACUCCUCUGAGAGCUCGCCUGCGCCCCAAAGUCCGAGUCAUCAUAACAGCAUUGGCUCUGGCAACAAUGGACAGGUGCAGCUUUGGCAAUUUCUGUUGGAAAUUCUCACCGACAGCGAGCACACGGACAUCAUUGAAUGGGUGGGCACCGAUGGCGAGUUUAAGCUAAGUGAUCCCGAUCGUGUGGCACGUCUUUGGGGUGAGAAGAAGAACAAACCCGCCAUGAACUAUGAGAAGCUAUCGCGUGCACUGCGUUAUUACUACGAUGGUGACAUGAUAUCCAAGGUGUCUGGCAAAAGAUUUGCCUACAAGUUCGACUGUGAUCUGAAGCUGUUGAUUGGCUACGAUGCCUGUGAGCUGUCCAGGCUGGUGAACGAGCGCAAAUGGUCAGAGCAUCUGCAAAUGUCCCACAAGGAAGCCAGCAAUGAGGCAACAUGACCUACAGAGCUACCGAUCACAUCACCGACUUUCAAGCAAGAUCCCAGCAUACUCUGGAAGUACGAGGCCCCUUAACUUUGGUUUAAUAUAAGAAUAACAAAACAUUCAAUGCAUCGACUUAAGGACAACAUUUUAUUGUUCAUCAUCAUAAUAUACGUGUAUUCACUAAGCAUUAUAAUCUCCGUCUCUGUAAGCUAUAAAUAUUAUAUAUGUAGGUACUGUAUCUAUAUCUAUAAGUAUGAUAGACAUUUAGUAAUAGGUCUAGCGAUAAUUCUUCAUUGUUCGCCGUUACAUAAUUAUUGCGAUUUUUGUAAAAUCCAUAAAAUUCAAUUAACAUUUUUCAUU